Cuscuta campestris is the source of this 596-nucleotide messenger RNA. The record is from the annotation of a GenBank genome assembly. NCBI's taxonomy places the organism in Eukaryota, Viridiplantae, Streptophyta, Magnoliopsida, Solanales, Convolvulaceae.
CUUACACGCAUUUGACAUUGAAAUUUCUUGCGUGAUACAGAAUUUGGUCCAUGGGCCCCCAAUUUUGCCGAGUUUGAUUCCUUGGGAGUUACAACACUUUAGAACAAACAUGUUGGGCGCUAUGAAAAUUCUCAUUGACACUCCGCCAUAUAUGCCAAAUGUGGUCUCUACAGUAAUUGAGCAAAACGACCACGCAUCCAAGGAGGGAUCAAGCGUUGACUCACAAGUUGGAGAUGAAGUGGACAUCGGACUCGAAGCAAUAAACAAAGAUGACAGGAGGUUCAACGUUGUGGACAAAAAUGAAGAAUAUGAUAUUCCAAAAAGUGUUGACAAAGUGACAGAUGCAAAUGGUAAACAAGAACACUCACCUAUGUUGAUUGCCACCAUCAAGUUGUUUGAGCUUGUCGAUGUGGUCAAGAUGGAGCACCUGAUUUCACCGAGAGCAACUGCAUAUGUUCUGCGCUCCGUCUCAUCUUUCCAUCACUUUGCUCCAAGAUCCAAGAUGGUGGAAGAUUCAAAGAGUGGAUUGCUCCUUUGGUUCAGCAUUCUUUCUCCAGUCCUAAAGCAUGAGUGGGAGCCUCCACCUUGAGGACAAG